UGCGUGCUAACAGCGCAUGUUAGCAUGUUAGCAUGUUAGCUAAAACUCAUCAAACAACGUGAUUUUACAUUCAUUCCUCACCGCUACAGGAACCAUAUCGCACUAAUGGAGGUUAUUGGGUCAACAGAGAAAACAAACGAGCCCAGCCUGCCUGAGUCCUCCCUCCGCCUGCUGGUGCCUCCGCUGCAGCUGCUGUCUGCUGCCAUGUGGCAGCUGGUGAAGCAGAAAGAUGUGAUGAACUAUGAGAAGCUGCAGCAGUUUGUGUUCAUGGUGACUGAAGCUCUGCCUGGACUCAUCAACCACAGACAGAGGGCCCAGCUCAUCCUGGGCCUGAGAGCACGGUUGAUUCUGGAGCUGUGCAAAGGCUCGACCCGGGGUUCUGUUGACUCUCACGUCAUCCAGAGCUACUUGGAGAGACUCCCAAUAACCACAGACUACAGGGACACAGAGCUGAAAACAACAGAAUCCACUUUCAUUGCCCUGGUUCAGAGUCUGCUGAAAGAUCCAGUGGAGAGAGCGUAUUUCUUCCAGGAGGUGUUCCCAGUGGAAUAUGGGCCACAGUAUGAUGCAGCUCUGCACGUCUUAUUGUGGGAGCUGCUCUCUAAACUGGAGAAGCUGCUACCAGUACCAGACUUAAAGCAGACGGCGGCCUGGCUCGGCUCGGCUCCGUCGCUGCUGCAGGAAUGUGUUCAGUCGUCACCUGAAGAGCUGACUUUAAUCUUUGAGCACUACAAAAGUUCAGGACUACUGAAAAUGCCGUACGGCCCUUCUUCCACCAUCGGCAGCUGCAUCAUGUCUGCUCUAUCCAUUCCUCCCUCACAGAAGACAAACAUCUCUGUUGGCCUGGAAUCAAUCCACAACUAUGCUAACGUGCUGAACCCAGUAACGUUUGUUGGAGCGGACCAGUACAGCGUCGUAGCCGUCUACACUGAGGUGGAAGUGGGAGAAUCUGAAGUGGAGGAAGAGAUGAUGGAGUCAGCCGAGGUUCAGGUUCAAACAGACUUCUACGAGGAGGAGAUCGUGGCUGUUAGCGUAGAGAACAGCGGCGGCGAGGAGGCGACCAGCUUCAGAGCAGAAGAAACCAGUGAAACUGUGGAUGUGGCUAAAGCUCUGGAGACUCUGACCAAGACUUUUGCACUAAGAAAGGAGAGCCUUGGUCAAGAUGUUCUGACAGGAAAGAGCAAUGAUUCAUCUUUUAAUGAUGAGCUGAUGUCAGUGAACGCAUCAGAUGAAGGAAAAACACACGAAGGACAUAAAACAAGCGACCAAACUGACGAGAAAACAGAAAAUGUUGAAGAGACGAGGGAAACUUUUCAACCUGGAGGCUUAGAGAGCAGCGUGAACUCAGACCUGAAGGAUGACGGUGAAUCUUCUUCCAUCCAUGAAGAGAUGACAGACGUCCCCAGUGAGGAUCCGCUCUCUGAAACACAGCAGUCCUCUAGUUCUAACAUCCGCCGGUCCUCUCGUCUGCAGAUGAAGACCUCCCCCAGCGGGCAGCAGGAGACGAGUAAAGUCCAGAGGUCAUCCAGAGAAACCAUCGAAGAACCAAAAAUGAGCAGAGCUGAUGUAUCUGUUAUAGCCAUCAAAGGAGCUGACAAAGGCGAUUCAGACGAGAUGACUUCCAUUAUCUUCACCUGCUCACGGUGUCCGUUCCACAGCUCUGAUGACAGCAGCCCGCCUCACUUCCACAUGCAGAACGUCCACGCUGACGUGUACCGGAGUCUCUCAGGAGCCACGUUCACUCCUUCUCCUUCCAGCACAGAUGAGAUCUUCACAUCCAUUAAACUUUACCCCCGAGGAAGCAGCGAGCAGAGCGAGGCGGAUCAGAGCAGAGGGACUGUGGCUCCCAGCAGACAGAAGGCUCUGACCUGUGAGACCUGUGGGAAGACCUUCACCAGGUCCUCAGACGUGAGGAGACACCAGCUGACCCACACCGGAGAGAGACCGUUCCACUGCUCCCAGUGCGACCGCACCUUCCAGCACUCGUGGGAUCUGGCCAAACACGAGAGCAAACAUCACGGCGCCGCUGUUUCUUUCUCCUGCCGGCUGUGCGGGAGCUCCUUCGCUAACCUCAGAGCUCUAACCGUCCACCACAAGAAGUCCCACUCAGCAGAGAGCCAGCUCCCUCAGAUCUGCUCCAUCUGCAGCCACAGCUUCUCCACUCCCUCCGAGCUCUUCGAGCACAGGAAGUCUCACGUCUCCAAUAAACGCUAUAUCUGCCAGCAGUGCGGCGAAGGCUUCGACACGCUGCUGGCACGCUCCCAACACAGACAGAUGCACAAAGUGAAGAGUCAGUUCAAGUGUCCACAUUGUGAGAAAACAUACACUCGGAGGUCUGACGUGAAGAGGCACCUGUCCACCCACACCGGGGAGCGACCGUACCAGUGUACCCAGUGCAGCAAACGCUUCUCGCUGCGCUUCAUGCUGAUCAAACACCUCCGUGUUCACACCGGCGAGCGGCCCUUCCAGUGCUCCCACUGCCCCAAGAGGUUCACCCUGGUGUCGGUGCUGGCCCGCCACGAGAGGAUGCACACUGGGGAGAAACCCUUCCUCUGCUCCCAGUGUGGGAAGAGCUUCUUAUCCCAGGGAGAGCUCUCCAAACACCACCGGUCCCACGUGGACGACCGGCCCUACUCCUGCCCCCAGUGUGACAAACGCUUCAAGAGCAAGAAAACCCAGCAGGAGCACAUCGUGACCCACACGGGGGCGCGGCCCUACCCCUGCUCCUACUGCGGCAAGGGCUUCACCAAACCCUACGCGCUCACCAGACACAACCUGAUCCACACCGGAGAGAGGCCGUUCCCCUGCGGACACUGUGAGAAGUCCUUCCUCACCCUCAGCGAGGCGCAGCUGCACCAGCGCAUGCACACCGGGGAGAGACCCUACGGCUGCAACACCUGCCAGCUCAAGUUCAAGAGCUCGUCGGAGCUCGCCAGACACAAGAGGAGCCACUCGGGGCUGAAGCCGCCGAAGCCACACUGUGACAAGUGCAUGAAGACGUUCACGUCCAAGGCCAAGCUGAAGAAACACAUGGAGAAACACGUGGAGGAGACCAAAGCUGAGGACUCUAUACAAGCUGAGGAAUCACAUCACGGACAUCCAACCAGUUAAAUCAUGGAGCUUUACCAAACUGAACAAUUCUGAUCAGGAGAGAAACUUGAAUUGGCUACAUGUCAUGACUAUACUGACUUUAUUAUCUGUAGAGAAAUAGUUCUUGUCUUGUUGCAUCCUUCACCCUUUGAGUCAGUUACUCUGAUGAAUCAUUUUCACACAUCUCUCUUUUAUACGUGCAGCUUUACUUUCUCCACUUUGCUUUGAAGUUUGCAACAGGAGAGUUACAAUUAUGUCUAAGUCAUUAAAAAUAGUUUGUUUCAAAUGGAAAUCACUGGUGAACAGAAUUGUUCAAUAAAAGGCAUUUUU
This is a messenger RNA of Centropristis striata (black sea bass), 3420 nucleotides long. Its product is annotated as zinc finger protein 37. The coding region runs from base 106 to 3111 and encodes 1001 amino acids. NCBI's taxonomy places the organism in Eukaryota, Metazoa, Chordata, Actinopteri, Perciformes, Serranidae. The transcript has 9 exons. The record is from RefSeq and is a predicted model, not a curated record. Gene Ontology annotation, biological process: regulation of cytokine production; regulation of immune system process; negative regulation of transcription by RNA polymerase II.